This is a messenger RNA of Linum trigynum, 4192 nucleotides long. The record is from the annotation of a GenBank genome assembly. Lineage: Eukaryota; Viridiplantae; Streptophyta; Magnoliopsida; Malpighiales; Linaceae.
UUGAUUCCUCUUUACAUAUAAAAAUUUAACUUGUACCAUAUCGAUUAAUUACCAGAGAGUUAAAUAGGCCGCCCCCUUAUUCAGACGAUGCCUCCACCCCUUUGGUAUGAAAUUCGGCUCCCAAAAACUAAGUAUGGAAACAAGGAGGUGAAAUUUGGCUAAGUAAGGAGACCCAACCACAAGGAGGAUCAUGCAUGAUAUCCAAGGGGGUAAAGCAUGAUAAUGCAAGGAGGGUCAAGCAUCAGGUACCAUAGCCUCCUACUUACCUUGCACUAUGGUGUCAAACAUGAUGUCGUGCAAGGAGGGCCAUCAAGCACACGAAUACCCUAGAGCGAGGCGGCAAAGGAGGGAAAUUUGGCUAAGUAUGAAGACCCAACCACAAGGGGGGUCAUGAAUGAUAUCCAAGGGGGGUCAAGCAUGAUGUCAUGCAAGGGGGCUCAAGCACCAGGAACCAUGGUCACCUACUUAACUUUCACUAUGGUGUCAAACAGAUGUCGUGCAAAGAGGGCGAUUAAGCAUACGAAUACCCUAAAGCGAGGCGACCAAGGAGGGGCAAUUUGGCUAAGUGUCAAGACUUCGCCACCCAGCCCUCAAGCAGGUUGCAUAUCCGCCUACCAAGAACUAGUGUGCUAAGCAUGAUAUCAUGCCAAGGGGGUGUGACACAGUGCACCCUCUUUCCAAGUAGUCAGGCAUGCUAGGCCUCGUGCAUGGUAGACCACCUUGUCAAGACCCUGCAAGCAUGAUGUCCCUCAAAGUGGGUUAGUGUGCAUCCAUCCUCUCCAAGCACCUUGGUGUAGAGAAUGACGUCAUGCAAGGGUGGUCAACAUGAGGCAUCCAACGUCAAGAUGAAGCCAAGCGAGAUACCUCCACAAGGUAGCUACUUGCCAAGAGUGGCGAGCAGGCAAGCAAGGUAGUUAAGGCAUCAAGCAAGCUACAUCAAGCACACGCAGUGGAGCAACGGUUACCAAGAGUCAUUUACACGACGGUUGCAAGGAAUGGCUAUAAAUGGGAGAAACAAAAUAAAGCAAGGGGUUCCACAACCAAACAUUUGACUCUACAUGUCAAACUUUACCAUUUCUCUACAAUGUAGCCAUAGUUGUAGUCUUUAGUUUCUAGAGCUCUCACUGAACCUCCAUAGAAGUAGGUGUAAUUAAUGUAGCUUGUUCUCAAAACCCAUCAAAAACAUCAAAUACCCUCAUUUGAACAUUGUUCGGAGAGGAUUGAACUGUGUUAUUGUCGUUGUUCAAGAAGUCAAAGGUGCAUUGAUUGAAAUCAAACACAAGAGUUUCCUCGCCGAAAAACAAUUCCCCAACAUAUCUCUAUUAUGGUAUCAGAGCAUAGCAAAGUUCAGCUAGGUUUUUUUUUAUCCAAUCACGCAUCUCUCAACUACACUAUCUAGAGAUCCCAAGUCGAGACAAUGCUCAUGGGCCUUGAUCUCCUUGGCUUUGUCGACGACAUCUCUGUUGCGGCGGAGAAGACAAUAACCGCCAACAAUGCUAUGACACCCAAUCCUGCCUAUCGCUUGUGGUUUCGUCAAGAUAAGCUUAUUCUCCAUGCUCUUUGUUGCUCUUUAUCCGAAUCGAAUUGUCCAUAUUUAUCUGCUGCUACAACUUCUCGUGAUGCUUGGACUAUUAUAAAGAAGCUCUAUGUUAGUCAUGCUCAAUCCAGGAUUAUUGCUCUCAAAACCAGCAUGCACAAGACUCAGAAGGGCGACCAUGAUGUUGUUCCUUACGUUCAUGACAUGAAACUGAGAUCGGCCGAACUCGCACGUAUUGGUCAACCCAUUUCUGAUAUUGAUCUUGUUGUUCAUACCUUGCGUGGCUUAGGUCUUGAUUUCAAUCAAUUCUAUGUUGUUGUUCGUGCCCGAUGCACCAUUGGCACGAUUGAUGAUCUUCUCGACUCUCUUAUUGAGUACAAGGCUGACUUGAAAGAGCAGGCUCGGGAUGCUCACACUGUGCCGACUGCGUAUUACUCUCGGGACCCCAACGUCGUGGCGGAUCCGACUCCUCUGCUCGUCUUUAGAGACAUCACAGCCAGCCUCGUGACUAGGCUCUGCCUCCUUUCCCCAUCCGAGACCGUGAAUGGGCUCCCUCGUCUCAACCUAACUCUUGCAAAAUGGAACUCACAACUGGGCUUGGAGCGAUGUCGCCCUCUCCACCUGAUGAAGCCUGCCAGCGCCGCCUAUCUGUCAUUUGCUAGUACUGCGAGCAUCCUGGUUACUCAGCCCAUACUGCUUCAAGUUGUUUCCCCGGACUCGGCGGGCCCAACCUCAAGCCCAUGCUACCACCACACCCAUAGGUUCCUCUAAUUCAUGCCAUGGCUAAUGGAAUCGGUUGCAUCACAUCAUGUUACCACAUAUUUAGGAAAUUUAUCACUUUAUUCUGACUACACUGGCCCCUAUGAGAGAUCCUUGUUGGUGAUGGCUCAGGUUUGCAGAUCACUCACAUUGACUCUUCUACUCUAUCUACCGGUUUUCAAAACUUCCAACUUAAUAUGUGUUCCUGCCAUCAAAAAGCGGUUAAUUUCUGUAGCCAAGCUAUGUCGCACUAAACCUGUUUCGGUGGAACUUUAUGCUGACUAUUUUGUUGUCAAGGAUCUUCGCACGGGGGCGCCGCUGCUGAAAGGGAAAAACAACAAUGAUGUGUAUGAGUUGCCUCGGGAGGCCGAACCUGCCCGUCUUGACCUUGUUACCACCCGCACCUUGGCCGCUUCCUGGCAUUCUCGUCUCGGUCAUCCAUCCCAUCAAUCUUUUUCCAGUCGUCUUCGCUCGCAAUCCCUCCUAAUCUCAUCCUUUAUCACUAGCAACUCAUGUGAUUCAUGUCUUUCCAAUAAAAGUCACAAACUCCCUUUUGUUGAUUCUUCUUUGACUAGUGAUAGACUGUUUGAUUUUUUAUACACAGACGUUUGGGGUCCUGCAUCGGUUUAUUCCAUUGAUGGUUAUCAUUAUUAUCUCAUUAUUGUUGACAAUUUCUCUCGUUAUACGUGGUAUUAUCCCUUGAAAAAUAAAUCUGAUGUUCUUCAGGUUUUCUUGAAUUUUCGCAAACUAGUUGAGAAUUACUUCUCCACCACUAUCCGUCAUCUUUAUACAGAUGAUGGUGGUGGUGAAUUUCAAAAACUACGUUCUAGUCUUGCAGAUCAUGGGAUUACUCACCUCAUUACACCGCUACAUACACCUGAAUGCAACGAUCUUGCUGAGCGCAAACAUCGCCUCAUUGCCAAGACUGGUAUCACCCUUCUCCAUCAUGCUCAUCUUCCCACUACAUUUUGGUCCUUUUCCUUUUCCAUUGUCGUGUACCUUAUUAAUCGCCUUCCCUCCUCUACACUUCGUGGUGAAAUUCCAUUCACCGUUCUCUUCAAUCUCUCUCCUAAUUAUUAUAAACUUCGUAUUUUUGAUUGUCAUUGCUAUCGCUGGCUUCGUUCGUAUUCUGCCAAUAAACUUGAAUCCCGUUCCCGCUCUUGCCUAUUUCUUGGUUACUCACCCCAACAAAGUGCUUAUAAAAUUUUUAACCCCAUCACUCGUCACAUUUUUAUCUCUCAACAUGUUAUUUUUGUGGAGGAUUCGUUUCCAGGUGAUUCUUCCCCUCCAAGUGCCAAACCCACAGUUGCUUCGUGGUUAUUGGACACCCAACCUCCCAUCACAAGUAUUCCUCUUCCUCGGCCCCAACCACUGCCAUCCUCAUUUGCAAUUCCACUAGGCAUAUUCCCCCGCAAUAGGUAAGACCUUUUAGAUUCCUUACUACUUGGCUUGCUCCUGAAGACUUUACCCGUAUGCUUGAUGCCUCUUGGAACCAAGGAAGGGAAUGUUUACUGUCUUUGCAGGAACUCCAGGAUAAGUUACGAGUUUGGAAAAAAGAGGUCUUCAGGAAUGUCUUUAAAUGAAAGGUGCUCCUCACCAAACAACUGCACAACUUAGAAAUGAGGAACGACCGAUCGCCUUGCUCUAUUAUGCUACAAGAGGAGGCACGCGUGCGUGAGUUCCUAGAGCAAACAUUAUGGCAAGAAGAGUUGUUGUGGAUACAAAAAUCACACAACAACUGCAUUGUCAAUGGAGACCAUAAUACCAGCUUCUUCCACAACUCAACUUUGACUCACAGGAAGAAGAACAUAAUCACUAAAAUUCAAGUGGAGGAAGGUACAUGGAUUGAGGAUCCGGUACUGCUCAGUUCGAUGGCAAUGAACUUUUACAUCAAGU